AUGUCUUAUGACCGAUACCUGGCAAUAUGCAACCCACUGCGUUAUAGCACCAUCAUGACUAUCAAAUUACAAUAUACCUUGGUUAUCUAUUGCUGGGUAUUUGGCUUUCUUCUCACCCAGAUUACUCUUUAUUUCCUGAGUCAACUGGAGUUCUGUGGACCCAACGUCAUUGACCAUUUUUUCUGUGAUGUUGGACCUUUUGUUGAACUUUCCUGUUCUUACACGUAUGCUCUACAGUUAGAGGUUAUGAUUAUCUCUAUCCCUAUCAUAGUCAUCCCUUUCAUCUUAGUUGUUGUUAGCUACAUCUGUGUAUUCACAACUAUUCUCGGGAUCCCCUCUACAACUGGUAAGAAGAAAGCCUUCUCCACUUGCAGCUCCCACCUCUCUGUCGUGAUUGUGUUCUAUGGAACUUUGAUCACUAUUUAUGUUGUUCCCGCUAAUGGAAACUCCUUGACUAUAAACAAGUUGAUCGCCCUUUUGUACAUUGUGGUAAUACCUCUUUUUAACCCAAUUGUAUACAGCUUGAGGAAUAAAGAAAUGAGAGUCAUCAUGGGGAAUUUACUUCGCAUUAAGUGA
This is a messenger RNA of Pseudophryne corroboree (corroboree frog), 576 nucleotides long. RefSeq names its product olfactory receptor 11H4-like. NCBI's taxonomy places the organism in Eukaryota, Metazoa, Chordata, Amphibia, Anura, Myobatrachidae. The coding region runs from base 1 to 576 and encodes 191 amino acids. Gene Ontology annotation, molecular function: olfactory receptor activity. The record is from RefSeq and is a predicted model, not a curated record. Gene Ontology annotation, cellular component: membrane. The transcript has a single exon. Gene Ontology annotation, biological process: G protein-coupled receptor signaling pathway.